Ruditapes philippinarum (Manila clam) is the source of this 1667-nucleotide messenger RNA. RefSeq lists its product as uncharacterized. The coding region runs from base 195 to 629 and encodes 144 amino acids. The record is from RefSeq and is a predicted model, not a curated record. NCBI's taxonomy places the organism in Eukaryota, Metazoa, Mollusca, Bivalvia, Venerida, Veneridae. The transcript has 2 exons.
CACUUUACCCGAUAUUAUUUCAUGACAUUUCAACACACGAUUUUUGUAAAAACUGCAACGUUCGGACAUGUGAAAAUUUGAUGUAUUGAAGAACCCAUACGUAUUUUAGGUUAAAUUAAAUCAUGUGCCAUGGCUAGAUAGAACUAAUUACAUUGUAUAAGGAAUAAUAGUGAGAAUUUUAAGACUAUUACAAGAUGAAAGGAUUAAAAAGGCGCAGUUCGUCUGGUCUAAAUAGUAACUCAUACAGGGUACCAACAAAACAACGGGGUGUUGACGACUCGGAUUCAGACGACACUUUAUCAGUCGCCUCCGAGGAUUCUGUUAAAAAACAUCCUGUUAGGCGUAUGGUGACAAGAAAAAGUAGCUAUGGACAUGAAAAACCCUCCAUGCCAAGUAAAGAAAGCACAAUGGGUGGAGUAGUUACGGCGUUUCUUGGACUUAGAUCUAGAACAAUAGUUAGAGAAACGAUAGAAGAAGAAGAUGAACGACCACCACCUCCACGAAAAAUGUUAAGUGCAAAAAGAAGACUCGCCAAGAAAAGUUCAUCAACAGGUGAUAUUUAUCCGUCUGCUGCAGUGUCUUUAAGGAGAAAGUUUUCCGAGUCAAGGGCGGCAACUGCUCUUUAUUAACGACAGCCUAAUUCAGAAUUCUCUAUGUCACAUCUACUUGAUUUUAGUCCUUGUCGAAACAAUCAUAUGAUCAAAAAUAUAACCAAAAGGGAAUUCCUAUGUGCCACAUCAAAUUGAAAUGGAAAAUUGAAAUUGAAUACCGCUCAAGCCGGUGCUAGCUAAAAAUGGAAAAUUGAAAUUGAAUACCGCACAAGCCGGUGCUAGCUAGGGGCGUGAGGGAUGUUGCAUUUUUCUAUUAUCCCUGAUGUACACUCAAUCAAACCAAGUCUGCAAUUUUCAUUCCGGGGGAUCACACUUCAUCCAGAUUUUUAAAUAUUAGCAGAAUUGCUGCAAGCGUCACAUAAUAACAAUUGUUUUCUUGCAGAAAAAUUAGUUAAUGUAUAAGAGUAGUUGCAAAGAAGGAUUUUAAAUCCCUGUAGCAGUUCGCAAGAUAUUUCAUAUAUGUACAUGGUACUCCUUUCAAUGAUCAUUGAAAUCAUACCCAAUAUAAUUCAUUAUUGUAAAAUAGAAAAGCCGUUGUAGAUAUUUUCUCUGUGAAUUUAACUAAAUAUAAACAUGGACAUACGGGUUCCAGGAUGCGUUUAUUAGAUAAAGAAAAGAGAUUAUAGCUAAAUAGAUUGUGUGUGGAAUAUACUUUCAGCCUUGCUGGUUUAGCUUUAACAAGUGACAGUUUUAUCUCAAUAAAAACUUGAGUGACAAAAACAUAUUUUAGACAGAAUUGUUAACCGUGAAUGCGAAAUAUAUAUGAUACAUUUCUAUAACCCUCGUACAUGUAUAUAAUUUUCAACAAAGGAAUUAAAACACUAUCAGUGAUCAUUUUGUAUACAACUAAACAUGUAAGAUUUAAUACUUCGUUAUCGAAGCAUGCAUGUGUAUUUUUGCUCCUCUUUUUCAGAAUUAAAUGCCUUAUUAUAUAAUAAUCGUUUUUAACUUAUUUUCUAAUUUUUGCUCAUGUUAUUACUGUGCAAAUUGUAACCAGUUCUUCUUAUUCAUAUGAGACAAUAGAAGAUACUGCUCACAUAGACAAGCGCCAUACUC